Pediculus humanus corporis (human body louse) is the source of this 1035-nucleotide messenger RNA. Its product is annotated as guanine nucleotide-binding protein G, subunit beta, putative. Gene Ontology annotation, molecular function: protein binding; signaling receptor complex adaptor activity. The coding region runs from base 1 to 1035 and encodes 344 amino acids. Gene Ontology annotation, biological process: G protein-coupled receptor signaling pathway. The transcript has a single exon. Gene Ontology annotation, cellular component: heterotrimeric G-protein complex; cytoplasm. NCBI's taxonomy places the organism in Eukaryota, Metazoa, Arthropoda, Insecta, Psocodea, Pediculidae. The record is from RefSeq and is a predicted model, not a curated record.
AUGAAUGAACUAGAUAGCUUACGUCAAGAGGCUGAAACUCUUAAAAAUUGCAUUAGAGAUGCCAGAAAAGCAGCAUGCGACACAACUUUGGUUCAAGCAACAGCCAACAUGGAACCCAUCGGAAGAAUACAAAUGAGAACGAGAAGAACACUAAGAGGACAUCUUGCUAAAAUAUAUGCAAUGCACUGGGGUUCUGACUCGAAUUCCGGAUCGAGAAAUUUGGUGUCUGCAUCUCAAGAUGGUAAACUCAUAGUUUGGGACAGUUACACGACUAAUAAAGUCCAUGCCAUACCAUUGAGGUCGAGUUGGGUUAUGACUUGUGCUUAUGCUCCCAGCGGAUCAUUUGUCGCCUGCGGAGGCUUGGAUAAUAUAUGUUCAAUUUACAGCUUAAAAACUAGGGAGGGCAAUGUCAGAGUUUCAAGAGAAUUACCUGGUCACACGGGUUAUUUGUCUUGUUGUCGUUUCUUAGAUGACAACCAAAUUGUAACUAGCUCUGGAGAUAUGACAUGUGCCCUUUGGGACAUUGAAACAGGUCAACAAUGUACCUCUUUCACGGGGCACACGGGUGACGUUAUGAGUUUAUCUCUGUCUCCCGAUAUGCGCACAUUUGUAUCAGGCGCGUGCGAUGCUUCGGCUAAACUUUGGGACAUCCGUGAGGGAUGUUGCAAGCAAACAUUUCCCGGUCACGAAUCCGAUAUAAACGCGAUUGCAUUUUUUCCAAACGGUCAAGCAUUUGCGACAGGUUCAGAUGAUGCCACGUGCAGAUUGUUCGAUAUUAGAGCCGAUCAAGAAUUAUCAAUGUAUUCUCACGAUAAUAUUAUUUGCGGCAUAACAUCCGUGGCAUUUAGCAAAUCCGGCCGUCUUCUUUUAGCCGGUUACGAUGAUUUCAAUUGCAACGUUUGGGAUUCAAUAAAAAGUGAAAGGGCGGGGAUAUUGGCGGGUCACGAUAAUCGCGUGAGCUGUCUCGGAGUCACUGAUGACGGUAUGGCCGUUGCAACCGGGUCCUGGGAUUCAUUCCUAAGAAUCUGGAAUUAA